AUGUCCUUAUCGCGAUCACCCUCUCCCCACCCGGGCGGAGGGUGGUCCAGCCCGGGCCUCACCCCCGGCAGUGGUAAUUCGACUCCGCGCGGCUAUUCGCCCUCGGGAGCUUCACUGGCUCCCAGCGGCAUUUCGUGGGCUGCCGCUAAAGCGAAAAGCGACGAGGUGCGCGGGUACCCUUCAUUCUCGACGCGCAACUCGGGGUUUUUCUCCCGACAGAAACACCGUAUCUCGGCGCGCUUGCCCAGCUUCCGCGGGGAAUCGCACAGCUAUGUCGCCAAAGACCAAUACGGACGCGCUCACCACCGUCACGGAGGUGGUCGUGGGCCCUUUGGGAUUCUGUUUCGGCGAGGCCGGUCUCGUUUGGUCCUCGGACUGUUCUUACUAUGGAUUGGAUAUCUGUGCUUUUGGUCCACAAUCGUCCAAUUCUACCGACGGUCGCCUCUCGGUGGAGGCCGCAAAUUCGUGAUCAUCCUCGGCUCGAACGUCGAGGGCGGCGUGAUGGAGUGGAAAGGCGCACGCGAAUGGGCGAUUGAGCGCAACAGCAUCUGGAACAAGAAACAGUAUGCGAAGCGAUGGGGCUACGAGCUUGAGGUCGUCAACAUGCUGGCUAAGAAGCGGUAUUCGCACGAAUGGCGCGAGAGCUGGGAGAAAGGCGACGUGAUCCGCGAAGCCAUGCGCAAAUAUCCGGACGCCGAGUGGUUCUGGUGGCUUGAUUUAAACACCUGGAUUAUGGAACACGACACUUCUCUGCAGAGCCAUAUCUUUAAUCACCUGGAUGACCGCGUCUACCGGGAUAUCAAUGAGUACAACCCCAUGAACAUCACCCACCCGCUGCCGGAGUUCUAUCUGGAUGACCUUGGUCGCGCUCUGGAGGGGGAUGGAGACCCAGACUCGCUCAACAUGCUCCUGACGCAGGACUGUACCGGUUUCAAUCUGGGAUCUUUCUUUUUACGACGGUCCCUCUGGACCGACCGACUUCUUGAUUCAUGGUGGGACCCGGUCAUGUACGAGCAGAUGCACAUGAACUGGGAGCACAAAGAGCAAGAUGCCUUUGAAUAUGUCUACCAAAGCCAACCCUGGAUACGAAGCAGCGUUGGCUUCCUCCCGCAACGCACCAUCAAUUCCUUCCCACCCGGCGCGUGCGGCGACGAGAACAACCCGCAAUUCCACUAUCAAGAGGAAGAUCGCGAUAUGGUAGUGAACAUGGCUGGAUGCAUGUUUGGUCGUGACUGCUGGACCGAGAUACACGAUUUCCGAGAACUAAGCAACAAGUUGCAUCGCAGCAUCUGGGGACAACUCAUGGAGAGCUGGCGUGGGACAUACGACGCGGCUGACAGCACGGAUGACGACGACGGGCAAUAG
Molecule: messenger RNA, 1365 nt
Organism: Penicillium maclennaniae
Lineage: Eukaryota; Fungi; Ascomycota; Eurotiomycetes; Eurotiales; Aspergillaceae
Product: putative alpha-1,6-mannosyltransferase subunit
Exons: 2
Coding region: 1-1365 (454 amino acids)
Biological process (GO): protein N-linked glycosylation
Cellular component (GO): Golgi membrane
Molecular function (GO): glycosyltransferase activity
Source: RefSeq, a predicted model, not a curated record